AGUCUGCGCUCGGUGCAUUCUCGUGUCAACACAAUUACAGAAACCGACUACAAUCAUCAGCAACGUCUAAACAGAUAGAAAACAAUACGCUGGCACUGAGGUUAAGAGCAUAAAGAACAGUGAGUGAACUGAAAGUCUCUUCCGAGAAUUCUGAGAGACGUAGUCAUUAAGAGGAGAAGGCCCAAGAGGAUUGUCUCUCAACGCAGGGAACGUUACAAAACAUAAUUAAAGAGAAUAUCCUCUGCAAGCAAAUACGCUGACAAGAAGUUUCCGACGUCUCGUUAGUAAUCUUUUUUUUGGCAUCAGUAACGCGAGUUCAGGAGGAUGAGCGGUGAAGAGCCAAACCCAGCGGCUUUACCCGUGCCCGUUGAAGACGUGCAGGGCGACGGACGCUGGAUGUCUCAGCAUAACCGUUUUGUGCAGGAGUGUAAGGAUGCUGAACCAGAUGUCCUCUUCAUCGGGGACUCGAUGGUGCAGCUCAUGCAACAACAGGAGGUGUGGCGGGAAUUAUUCUCACCCCUUCACGCUCUGAACUUCGGCAUCGCCGGCGACACCACCUGCAACGUCCUGUGGAGGCUUAAGAACGGAGAGCUCCAGAACAUCCGCCCAAAGGUGGUGGUGGUUUGGGUGGGCACCAAUAAUCACGAGCACACAGCCGAACAGGUGGCGGGAGGCGUGGUGGCCAUAUCUCAGCUCUUCAUCUCACAACUUCCACAGGCCAAAAUUGUCGUUUUGGGUCUGUUGCCACGGGGUGAGAAGCCAAACCCUUUGCGUGAGAAGAACACGGCGGUAAAUGGCUAUCUGCGUUCCUGGCUUCCCAAACUGGGCCCGGUCCAGUUCCUGGACGUCAGCUCUGAGUUCGUCCACUCCGACGGUACCAUCUCCCGGACGGACAUGUUUGACUUCCUGCACCUGAGUGCCAGCGGGUACCAGACUGUGGCCAAGCCUCUGAGUGAACUACUGCUGCAGCUCCUGGAGGAAACACCAGAGGACAAACACAAUGCACUGGUCUGAGAGACAGUUAGA
Chanos chanos (milkfish) is the source of this 1026-nucleotide messenger RNA. RefSeq names its product platelet-activating factor acetylhydrolase IB subunit beta-like. Bases 325 to 1014 code for a protein of 229 amino acids. Gene Ontology annotation, cellular component: cytoplasm. NCBI's taxonomy places the organism in Eukaryota, Metazoa, Chordata, Actinopteri, Gonorynchiformes, Chanidae. The transcript is spliced from 6 exons. The record is from RefSeq and is a predicted model, not a curated record. Gene Ontology annotation, molecular function: platelet-activating factor acetyltransferase activity.